GUUAAUUGGUUUAAUCCGCUUGAUAUGCUUUGUUCUUAUUUUUUCACCGCUUCUUAUCUGGGAGUCUGAAAUUUGUUUGUUACGAUGAUUUAAAAAUUAACCAGAUUUCUUUUCCAGUAUUAUUUUAGUGUUUGGGAACAUGGGUCGGUGAGUUUGGCGUAAAUUGUGCUUUCGAGAGAUAUUAGAGCAUCUCAAAUCUGGAACCUCUUUUUAAAAAAAGUAAAUGAAUAAUCAGUUUUCUGUUUCUUAAAGUUUGUUUGUAUCUCGCUUGGUACAUUUCUGUUUACCUUAAAGAUUUUUUUCUGUUUUCUUUUUUCUUUUGAAACAAUUUCAAAACAUAAUAAUUUGCGAAGAAAUUUAAUGUCAAGUUAUUUUAUAAAGUAGCGAGGGAAGCUAGAAAGUUCUUAUUUACCUUUUGUUUUUGUUUUAUAUUCAUAUUCCAGGAUUUAGUUGAGAGAUUAGGAGUUCCAUUUCCUUCCAGUUUUCUAAUUUAUGGUGUAACAAAAAGUCCGGUAGCUUGACAACUUUGCUGACUUGCUUGUGUUAAGAACGCUUUAUCUUCCUUAUAUUUUGUCACUAUAUCGAGGCUCUCUACAGAGAAGGAAAGCUUUUGAUAAAGAGAUACAGAAAUAGCCUUGUAAUUUUGGCUUGAAAAAGUCAUGGCAAAGGAGCAAAUUGAGGUGCUAAAUGCGCUUGAUGUUGCAAAAACGCAAUGGUAUCAUUUCACAGCAAUCGUCAUCGCUGGAAUGGGCUUCUUCACCGAUGCAUAUGAUCUAUUCUGCAUAUCCCUUGUAACAAAGUUGCUUGGCCGCAUAUAUUACCAUGUCGACGGUGCACCAAAGCCCGGUACAUUGCCUCCCAAUGUUGCAGCUGCAGUAAAUGGUGUGGCUUUCUGUGGAACACUUUCAGGUCAGCUUUUCUUUGGUUGGCUUGGUGAUAAGAUGGGAAGGAAAAGAGUCUAUGGCAUGACUCUGAUGAUGAUGGUGAUAUGUUCCGUCGGUUCCGGCCUUUCAUUCGGUCAUAGUGCAAAAUCUGUAAUGGCAACUCUCUGUUUCUUCCGGUUCUGGCUUGGAUUUGGCAUUGGUGGAGACUAUCCACUUUCUGCUACCAUAAUGUCUGAGUAUUCUAACAAGAAGACUCGCGGGGCCUUCAUUGCUGCAGUGUUUGCCAUGCAGGGUUUUGGCAUUUUGGCAGGUGGUAUAUUUGCAAUUAUAGUUUCAGCUGCAUUCAAUAGCAGGUAUACUGCUCCAGCAUAUGAGGUUGAUCCAGCCGGGUCAACAGUCGUACAAGCAGACUACAUUUGGAGGAUAAUUGUGAUGGUCGGAGCACUCCCAGCGGCAUUGACUUACUACUGGCGGAUGAAGAUGCCGGAAACUGCCCGUUAUACUGCUCUAGUAGCCAAGAACAUGAAGCAGGCAGCAGCAGAUAUGUCUAAGGUUCUGCAGGUUGAGAUUCAAGCUGAACCACAGAGUGAAGAUCCGGCAAAGCCCAAGCCAUAUGGCUUGUUCUCAAAGGAGUUCCUCACUCGUCAUGGACUGCAUCUGCUUGGUACAUCAAGCACUUGGUUCUUACUUGAUAUUGCAUUUUACAGUCAAAAUCUUUUCCAGAAGGACAUCUUCAGUGCAAUUGGUUGGAUACCUCCAGCCAAAACCAUGAAUGCUAUUGAGGAGGUUUACAAAAUUGCAAGGGCUCAAACACUCAUUGCUCUGUGCAGUACAGUUCCUGGCUACUGGUUCACGGUGGCUUUCAUUGACAGGAUAGGAAGAUUUGCUAUUCAAUUGAUGGGCUUCUUCUUCAUGACUGUCUUCAUGUUUGCUCUUGCCAUCCCCUAUGACCACUGGACUCAUAAGGAUAACCGGAUAGGAUUUGUGGUGAUGUAUUCAUUGACCUUUUUCUUUGCAAACUUUGGGCCCAAUGCUACCACGUUUGUGGUGCCAGCAGAGAUUUUCCCUGCUAGAUUCCGAAGUACUUGUCAUGGAAUUUCAUCAGCAUCUGGAAAGCUUGGGGCUAUAGUUGGUUCCUUUGGAUUCUUGUACUUGGCACAAAACAAGGACAAAAGCAAAGCUGAUGCAGGGUACCCUGCAGGGAUUGGUGUAAAGAAUUCACUUAUAGUCUUAGGUGUAGUUAACGUUCUUGGCUUCUUCUGCACUUUCUUGGUUCCUGAGGCAAAGGGAAGGUCGUUGGAGGAGAUGUCUGGUGAGAAUGAAGAGGAUGUUGGGACCGGUGAAGAAUCAGAACAAUCACAUUCUCACAACAACAACAAAACUGUUCCGUAUGUUUAGGAUACCUUCGUCUAUAAUGUUGUUGUUACAAUAAAGUAGUGGCUUCAAUUACACUUGGAAAGCACAAGCUUUCCUUGCCCAUCACCAAUAUUUCUGUUAAAUUUUGCUUGGACAUCAUGUAGUAAGAACUAGGGCUAUCUCGUUUAAGAAUAUUGGCAAACUUGAGUUCCAUUUGAUGUAUAAUCAUAUUGGUGUAUAGAACUUUCAAUAACUAGUUUCACAGACCGGC
Messenger RNA from Vigna angularis (adzuki bean), 2511 nucleotides. Its product is annotated as inorganic phosphate transporter 1-4. The transcript is spliced from 2 exons. Gene Ontology annotation, cellular component: membrane. The coding region runs from base 660 to 2282 and encodes 540 amino acids. NCBI's taxonomy places the organism in Eukaryota, Viridiplantae, Streptophyta, Magnoliopsida, Fabales, Fabaceae. Gene Ontology annotation, molecular function: phosphate transmembrane transporter activity. The record is from RefSeq and is a predicted model, not a curated record. Gene Ontology annotation, biological process: phosphate ion transport; transmembrane transport.